GUAACUAAAACAUUAGCUCGUCUUUAGCUAGCCACGUUUGUCACGAGCAUAUAAAAUUACAAAUUAUAUAAUAACCCAUCCGCCCUUGAAGACCACUGUAUUUAGCCCAAAUCAGACGAUAUCAAUUCGCUAACCAGAUCCCCUUGUCGUCGUGCUUCUCUUUCUUUGUAGAAGUGGUUUUGAAAUGGAAACGGCAACUGCUCUUCGCUCAUCUUUCGGAAUUUGCUGUAGGCCUCCGAAUUCCUCUUCCUGGUCGGUGGUUCCGGCGCCGAAUGGACCUGAUUCAGUGCGGUUUGGCACCUCAACCCUUUUAAUCAAGCAAUUCCCCUCAAUUUCUUGCUCAAAGUUUGGCCAUAGGAGAGUGGCUGUUGGGAGCAGGAAGUGCACUGCUAUCAGAGCGUCGGCUUCAUCUGAUUCAGCAGACUCAGGUCCAAUUGCUCCACUUCAGCUGGAGUCUCCAAUUGGACAGUUUCUGUCUCAAAUUUUGGUAAGCCACCCACAUCUUGUACCCGCUGCUGUAGAACAGCAACUUGAACAGCUUCAAACCGACCGUGAUUCUGAGAAUAACAAUGAAGAGCUAGCAGCAUCUGGCACUGAGUUAGUGUUGUACAGGAGAAUUGCUGAGGUGAAGGCUAAUGAAAGGAGGAAGGCACUGGAAGAGAUAUUAUAUACUUUGGUGGUGCAGAAGUUUAUUGAUGCUGAUGUUUGUUUAACACCGACCAUAACACCCUUAUCUACAGACACGUCCAGUCGACUUGAUAUAUGGCCCAGCCAAGAUGAGAAGCUUGAGCAGCUUCACUCUCCUGAAGCUUAUGAGAUGAUCCAGAACCACCUGGCUCUCAUUCUAGGGAAUCGGUUGGGCGAUUCAACUUCGGUGGCCCAAAUAAGCAAACUAAGGGUUGGUCAGGUUUAUGCAGCAUCGGUGAUGUAUGGUUAUUUCCUUAAACGGGUUGACCAGAGGUUUCAACUUGAGAAGACAAUGAAAGUGCUCCCACAUGGAUUGGAUGAUGAGGAGAUUAAUAUUCAGCAAACAAUGCAGGAGGAUAGAAGACCCAUUGGAAAUACUGGCGACGACUCUUACAAGGUGGCACAAUCCCACCCUGAAGUCUCACCCUUUUCUGGUGGCAUCAGUCCUGGGGGUUUUGGUCCGGGGAUAAAGUCCUCCCGUUUGCGAACCUAUGUAAUGUCAUUUGAUGGGGAGACACUUCAGAGAUAUGCAACCAUAAGAUCCAAAGAGGCCGUUAGCAUCAUUGAGAAACACACUGAAGCAUUGUUUGGUAGGCCUGAGAUUGUUAUCACACCUGAAGGAACCAUUGAUUCUUCAAAGGAUGAAGUUAUUAAGAUUAGCUUUGGUGGUCUGAGGAGACUUGUUUUGGAGGCUGUGACCUUUGGUUCCUUCCUCUGGGAUGUUGAGAGCUAUGUUGACUCGAGGUACCAUUUUGUUACAAACUAAGUUUUAUUCACUUGCAUUGAUGCCAAAGAAAAACUUAAGUGGGGCCCAACUGAUGAACGGAAAAUGCUAUGAUGGAGUGCAUACUUGGAGGGAAGUUUCGAGUUGUCUCACACUAAUUGAGCUGUAUAUGUUCUUUCUUGUCUAUGUAAACUUUGGAGUGUGCUUUCAAUCGUAUUUUGCCCAUGUGAGAUUCUGCUGAUUUGAUGGAAGUCUUUGGUCUAAGUAUUACAAGUGAUAUAUGUGGAUCUCUAUGUGUUCUAUUUGUCAUAUUAGAGUUGGUUGUAUGAGACUACAUUACUCUCAAUGAAUAGAUUUCUGAAAGAAAUAUUCAAGUAGGAUC
This is a messenger RNA of Ilex paraguariensis (yerba mate), 1793 nucleotides long. Lineage: Eukaryota; Viridiplantae; Streptophyta; Magnoliopsida; Aquifoliales; Aquifoliaceae. The record is from the annotation of a GenBank genome assembly.